Odontomachus brunneus is the source of this 1034-nucleotide messenger RNA. RefSeq lists its product as uncharacterized. The coding region runs from base 164 to 811 and encodes 215 amino acids. NCBI's taxonomy places the organism in Eukaryota, Metazoa, Arthropoda, Insecta, Hymenoptera, Formicidae. The record is from RefSeq and is a predicted model, not a curated record. The transcript is spliced from 5 exons.
CAACUGAUAGUCUGCUAACAUUGAUCGUGAAGUGUGCACAAUAAUUGUACAUAUUUCUAUAAGUUUUUCUCUUUUGUUUUAAUUUUUAUAUAAAUUUCAUAUAUAAAUAUAUAUAUUUCGACUAUAGAUUAUAUUUUGGAAUAAUAGUAGUGAAAGUGUGACCAUGUGGCCUUUUAUACUUUUUUAUUCAUUACUUAUACUACAAAAAUCGGAAUGUGUAGGUGAUGUAGUAACAGUGAGAGAAGUGACAGCUGGACAUUUGGCUGAGCUUCCAUGCUUAAGUAUUGAUGAUCAUCAUCGUUUUAUGUUCUGGCAAUUUGGAAAUAAUGAUGUUAUUGGGCCAGGAAAUCCGUUAAAUGAAAAAAAAUAUAAUUACGAGGUAUUGACUGGCAAACUCAUGAUUAGGGGUGUAUCAACAGCAGAAUCUGGUUUCUACAAAUGUGUCUCGAGAGGUUUAUCAGAUGAGUCUAGUUUCAAGAUUCACUCUGUUGAAUUAGUAGUUAAGAAAGAUUGGGAAGAUGUUUGGGAAACUGAUUUUGAGACAAAUUUACUACGAGGACUAGCUGCUGUGAUGGUGAUAGUUGUUGCUGUAGCUGUUGUUCUUUUAAUUAUUACCAUCAAGAGAAAGAAAAAUCAAAGAUUUUUCGAUUUGGAGGAGUCGAGAGAAAAUUCUCCUGCACGGUACAGUCCAAAUAUUACAUCAGGUGUUGCAUCAACCGCUGAAGUUAGUGGUGGAGUCGAUAAUGCUGCUCUUGACAUUGACUUCCCUAGAGUGUUUAAACAAAUGCAGAAGGAACAAGCAAUGCCAUAGAUUGCGAGAGAGAUUAUUACACAACAUAGAAUUAUUAUACAUAGUAGAAUAUCUAUAUGAACAUACAUACUUCCUGCAAGUACUUUUUCUCAUUCUUAGAUAUGAAAGAAACAAUGUAGUUCUGUUGCUUCGAAAUGUACAUAUAAUUAUUCAAUAUUAUAUCGUACAAACAAUAUUUAGUUUAUAAACUAUUAUAGUAAAUAUAUUUUAAAAUUAUUCAAUA